This is a messenger RNA of Mucor mucedo, 2028 nucleotides long. RefSeq names its product acyltransferase ChoActase/COT/CPT. Lineage: Eukaryota; Fungi; Mucoromycota; Mucoromycetes; Mucorales; Mucoraceae. Gene Ontology annotation, molecular function: acyltransferase activity. Bases 41 to 1981 code for a protein of 646 amino acids. The transcript has 4 exons. The record is from RefSeq and is a predicted model, not a curated record.
UAUUUAUUUCCCUUCUUCUUUUAUACAUAUAUAAAAAAAAAUGCCGUCUUCACCAGCUACAUUUAGUUUACAACAUACUUUACCAAAGUUACCAGUCCCUUCUUUGGAAGAAUCUUGUGCACUUUACUUGAAAUCGCUUAUCCCACUUCAAACAAAAGAGGAACAUGAAAAGACAAGAUCUAUCGUUGCAGACUUUUUAGCAAGCGAUUUAUCAAAGUCACUUCAACAACGUUUAGUGGAUAUUGAUCAUGCGUCGCCUACAAAUUGGCUGGAAGACAAUUUUUGGUUAAAGAAAGCUUAUUUGGAAUGGCGUGAGCCUUUGAUGGUCAAUAGUAACUGGUAUAUCCUUGGUCAAGUGGAUGCCGGUCACCCCAAACAACUGAUUGCUAACAACGGUGUUCAACCCAAAGGUCUCUUUUCUCAGUUCCAAGUUCAAAGAGCAGCUCAUAUGAUUCGUCGCGGUUUGGAGUACAAGGAAAUUAUCGACAGAGAGGAGUUGCCUGUAGAUAUGAUGCGUGGAAAUAAGGCCUUGUGUAUGUGGCAAUACAGUCGUAUUUUUUCGGUGACGCGUGUUCCCCUUCAUCACUGUGAUACGCUUGUUCAAGCCAAUGCAAAGGAGAUCCGCCAUAUUGCAGUUCUUUUACGUGAUCAAGUCUAUACAUUGAAUGUCUACAAGGAGGUUGAAAAGAAUGUCUGGAUCUUACUCACAACUGAAGAGAUUGAAAAUGCCCUUUUGACAUUAAUUGGACAUGUCGAAAAACUUUCUGAAGCCAAUGUCCCAUUGUCAGUUUUAACCUCAUGGCAACGUGAUAAUUGGGCCGUAGCUCGCAACCAUUUGUUAGCAAUGGAACCAACCUUACACCGUAGUAACUUGGACAAGAUUGAGACGGCAUUGUUUGCAGUAGCUCUCGAUGAUUACUCUAAUGGUAUCGAUAAUGCGUCAUGGACUAAAACCAUGUUUUGUGGCCACCAAGGUUUAGGUAACGGUCAUAACCGUUGGUUUGAUAAAUCUUUCACGUUGGUAGUCGAGAACAACGGUAUGUGUGGAUUUUCUGGAGAACAUUCACCUGUGGAUGCCUUGACCGUCAGUUACAUUUUUGAUUACAUGUUACAAGUCCCCACACCUGGUGAAAAGUCACAUGCAUUCAUCCACCCUUCUUCGCAUGUCACCCAUCAUGAUCAAGUCGUGUUUGAACAUUUGAAAUUCAAAACCGACGCCAAGUUAAAUCACUUUAUUGCGGAAGCACAAAUCACUGCUGACGCCACUGCAGCACUUUCAGAUUCAAAUGUACUCGUAUUCAAAGAUUAUGGUACGAAUUGGAUUAAAAAGACAGGCCGUGUCCCUCCCGAUGCGUUCUAUCAAAUGGUACUUCAAUUAGCUUACUACCGUAUUCAUCAAACCGUUACCCCCACAUAUGAAACUGCUGCUACCCGCAAAUACCUUCGCGGACGUACAGAAACAAUCCGUACACUCAGUGUAGACAGUAAGGCAUUGGUCGAAGGAUUUGAUAAUGAUCAGCUUGGGGAUGCCGAAAAAUAUCAGCUAUUAGUGAAGGCCACCUCCGCACAUCGUGAAUACACUGCUAUUGCCAGUGAUGGACACGGUUGUGAUCGUCAUUUGUUGGUGCUUCGUUUACUAAACGCUGAUCAUCAAGUCUUAACAGACCAAGGCGAGCUUGUACAGGUGCCGAUGCACCCUAUUUUUACAGACCCUAUUCAUGGGCAAUCCCAAGUAUGGAGACUUAGUACCUCUGGACUUCAUGCCGGUAUUCGUUUGAUGGGAACAGGAUUUGGUACAGUGUAUCCUGACGGUUACGGUAUUAAUUACAUGGCAGCACCUACUCUUGUCAAAUUUGGUAUUGAAAGUAAGAAUGUGCCUGAGACAGUGUCCACCGAAAAGUUGAUGGAAGUGAUGCAAGGUGUACUUUUGGAUUUAAAGAGUCUUUGUGAAAGAGUGAACGGAAAUGUUUCCAAGUUAUAGAGAGAAGGAAAAAACAGUGAGGGUAUGGGUUUUAUUAGAUUCACUAG